AUGGCUGAGGUGAAAUCAGAGGAGUAUUGUUUGGAGAAUAAGCAAUCAACUGUUGCUUCUUGCUCCUCUGUGUCUGAAGGUAGUGGCAGUGUAGUUCAUAAGUCUCCGGGGAUAUGUAGCCCGCCGUCGCCCUCGCAUCGGAGGACAACCGGUCCUAUAAGGCGUGCUAAGGGUGGUUGGACAGCAGAGGAGGAUGAGACAUUAAGGAAUGCUGUUGCAGCUUUUAAUGGAAAGCAUUGGAAGAAAAUAGCCGAGUUUUUUCCUGAUAGAUCAGAAGUUCAAUGUCUGCACAGAUGGCAAAAGGUUCUUAAUCCAGAUCUUGUUAAAGGACCGUGGACACAAGAGGAGGAUGAUAAAAUAGUUGAACUGGUAUCAAAAUACGGGCCGACAAAAUGGUCCUUGAUUGCCAAGUCUUUACCUGGUCGAAUAGGGAAACAGUGUCGAGAGAGGUGGCACAAUCAUCUUAAUCCUGGAAUAAAGAAGGAUGCUUGGACUUUGGAAGAGGAACUAGCAUUGAUGAAUGCUCAUCAUAUACAUGGGAACAAAUGGGCUGAAAUUGCUAAGGUCCUUCCUGGAAGGACUGAUAAUGCAAUAAAGAACCAUUGGAAUAGUUCUUUGAAGAAGAAGUUGGACUUUUACUUAGCCACUGGAAAACUUCCACCAAUUCCAAAAAACAAUUCAUUAUUUGCUGCCAAAGAUACAAUUAGACGCACUACUGCUAAAAUGAUACCUGUUUCAUCUAAUAUAGAAUUAAAUGUAGCUGUUGAAACAUCCUCUGAAACUACAGCCAUUAGCAAGCAUGAUGACAGUGGCAAGAAUCAGUUUGAGUCCUCAGGAACAGUUAGAGAAGUUGGUGAUUCUUCAAGUGUCCCAGGAAAUGAAUCUGCUGAUUCUGACUGUGUAGAAUGCAAGCCUGGACCAUCCAAUGUUGAUCUUUGCUGUGGAAACUCAGAACAUAUAUCAAGAGCUAAUUUUGGAACAACUUAUGGGCCAAAUGAUGAGAAUUCCGCACUCAAUGGAAACUUAAUAACUCGGCAUUGUUUAAGCAAUGGUAAAAUAAGCAAUAGCAGUAGCAAGUUAAUCAGGACAUCCGCUCAAGAAAAUCAGAAUUUUGGUUCUUUGUGUUACGAACCACCAGUUUUAGCUGGUUCAGUUCCUUUAGAUUCUCUUCAUUUAAGUAUCCUCUGCAUGCAGAAUGAGUACAGUUCUAAGUUGCCACCCAUGGGUUUCAUCACUCCACCUCGUGCGAGAGUUAAUGAAUUAUGCACGGAGACCCCUGAAUCAAUAUUGAGAAAGGCUGCUGAUACUUAUCCAAAUACUCCUUUCGUUAAUGAAUCAUGUACGGAGACCCCUGAAUCAAUAUUGAGAAAGGCUGCUGAUACUUAUCCAAAUACUCCUUUCGUUAAUGAAUCAUGUACGGAGACCCCUGAAUCAAUAUUGAGAAAGGCUGCUGAUACUUAUCCAAAUACUCCUUCCAUAUAUAGGCGGAGAAGAACUGGAGUCCAACUACUCACUUCUCCUAGUAAAGUUUUAAAAGUUAAUAUUGAUUCACAUGCUUCUAAUGAACCAGAUAGAACCAAAAACAAUUCUGGUUCUGAAGCUCGGAUGUUGCCCAAGAGUCCCGCAAGCCGUGGCAAUAAGAGUGUUAAUAAGUGUGUUAUUCUUGAUAAUAAGGCAUUCAAUGCAUCUCCACCAUACCGGUUAAGAACCAAACGAACAGCAGUUGUCAAAUCUGUGGAGAAACAACUUGAGUUUGCAUUUGAUAAAGAGAAGAAUGAUGAUUGUCUGCAUGAAAGAAAAUUGGUAGUGACAUAG
Messenger RNA from Lathyrus sativus (Indian pea), 1815 nucleotides. Lineage: Eukaryota; Viridiplantae; Streptophyta; Magnoliopsida; Fabales; Fabaceae. The record is from the annotation of a GenBank genome assembly.